GUGUCAGAUAUUCAUAUCAGUAAAUUUCGGGAUCCCAAACGAGCUCCUGACUUCGAAAAAUUCUGUUCUGAAACAAUUGAUAUAAUUCAGCCAGCACUUGUUCUAGCAACAGGUGACCUGACAGAUGCUAAGACAAGAGAUAAACUGGGAUCUGAGCAGGUAGAAGUAGAAUGGAAAACUUACCAGUCAAUCCUGAAAAGAUCAAGGGUCAUGGAAAAAACCAAGUGGAUAGACAUCAAAGGGAAUCAUGAUUCAUUCAACAUUCCACACCUGGAUAGCGUUCAAAAUUAUUACAGGAAAUACUCUGCCUGGCGUAAAGAUGGCUCUUUCCAUUACAUCCACACCACCUCUUUUGGGAACUAUUCAUUCAUCUGCGUGGAUGCCACACUCAGCCCAGGCCCUAAGAGACCCUAUAAUUUCUUCGGGAUUUUAAAAAUGAAUCAAAUGGAAGAGCUAUCUUUGAUGACAAAGGAAAGUCUGCACAGCAAUCACACUAUCUGGUUUGGCCAUUUUCCCACCUCAACAAUCAUCUCCCCAGCCCCAGGAAUACGAACAUUAAUGAGUUCUGCCACAGCCUAUUUAUGUGGACAUCUCCAUACAAUGGGUGGGUUGAUGCCAGCUUUGCACAGUCAACACCGUGGUGGUACCCUGGAACUCGAAUUGGGAGACUGGAUGGAUAAUAGGAGGUACCGGAUCUUUGCGUUUGAUCACGACCUCCUUAGCUUUGCAGAUCUUAACUUUGAAGAAUGGCCUGUAGUUCUCAUCACCAAUCCCAAAUCCUUCCUUUACAGCAGUUCUGCUCAUGAACCACUAGUCAGAAUUCUUUAUUCCACUCAUAUCAGAGUUCUGGCCUUCUCACCUUCUGUCAUUAUCUCCGUCAAAGUCUAUAUAGACGGAGUUCACUUGGGGAACGCGCAUCAAGUGUCUGGCCCUCUCUAUGUACUGAAGUGGAGCCCACAAAACUACAGUGAAGGAUUCCAUCACAUAGAUGUGGCUGUCCAGGAUGCGUCAGGAAGAAUUAGCACACGGGGCCAUAUAUUUGCUAUGGAAGAAAACCUCUCUCUUAGAUUUGGCUUUUGGCCAUCUGUUAUUCUUCUCACUGACCACUAUGUUCUAGCUCGUGUGCUCUUUGGACUGAUUGUGCUGAUUCAGAUCGCCUUGCUCGUUAUUUUCAGAUACCUCCAAAAGCCAGCACUUAAAGCAAAGCCAGGAUUACUUACUCUGACCUCGUAUUCCCUUCAUGUCUUCAGUAAAACUAACAUCUUCUAUUACUCAAUUCUGGUUCUGAAUUUAUACACCAUUCUGGGACCCUGGUUUGUGGGUGAACUGAUAGAUGGCCAAGUGGGGGCCUGUUUUUCCUUUGGGGUGUUUGUUGGUGGUUCCUUCUUACAAGGCAGUCUGACAUUUGUGGUUGGGAUUUUACAGAUGUUGUUUUUCAACCUGCCACUAAUGGCCUAUCUGUGCUGGUGCCUGUUGCUGCGAUGUCAGGGUCACAGCUUCCGUUCUCACAUCCGUCAUGUCCGACGCCUCAUGGCUGUGCUUGUUCACCUGGCAAUGGCACUCCUCCUGGCCUGGCAGGUCUAUUCCUGUUAUUUCCUGCAGCGAACCUAUGGGACCUUGGCUUUCUUCCUCUCCCCAAUGAGAACAUGGCUGGUGGCGCUGACCUCAGCUCUGAUUUAUAAAACCUGGACACUGCAAUCAUCUGAACUCAGAACUUACAUAGUAGAAAUGAAAAACUGUCAGAGUUCCUAA
Molecule: messenger RNA, 1752 nt
Organism: Tauraco erythrolophus (red-crested turaco)
Lineage: Eukaryota; Metazoa; Chordata; Aves; Musophagiformes; Musophagidae
Source: RefSeq, a predicted model, not a curated record